GCUCUCCGGAAGGACGCCUGGGACACUGCGUGUGCGCAGACGCAGAGCUACCUCUAGGCGGAACUGGGGCGUCCCGGGCUUCGGUAACUCAAACACCCGGUGUGAAAGGAAGGUGGCAGCCGUGGGGCGGUGCGCGUGCGCGGGCGGCUCUCCGCGGUGAAAGGUUGAAAGUCGGACCCCGGCGGCCAGCUGGGCUCGGAGCGGAGCAGGGUCAGGAUGGACGAGGACGUGCUGACUACGCUGAAGAUCCUCAUCAUCGGCGAGAGUGGGGUGGGCAAGUCCAGCCUGCUCUUGAGGUUCACAGAUGAUACUUUUGAUCCAGAACUUGCAGCAACAAUAGGUGUUGACUUUAAAGUGAAAACAAUUUCAGUGGAUGGAAAUAAGGCUAAACUUGCAAUAUGGGAUACUGCUGGUCAAGAGAGAUUUAGAACAUUAACUCCCAGCUAUUAUAGAGGUGCACAGGGUGUUAUAUUAGUUUACGAUGUCACAAGAAGAGACACCUUUGUUAAACUGGAUAAUUGGUUAAAUGAAUUGGAAACAUACUGUACAAGAAAUGACAUAGUAAACAUGCUAGUUGGAAAUAAAAUUGAUAAGGAAAAUCGUGAAGUUGAUAGAAAUGAAGGCCUGAAAUUUGCACGAAAGCAUUCCAUGUUAUUUAUAGAGGCAAGUGCAAAAACCUGUGAUGGUGUACAAUGUGCCUUUGAGGAACUUGUUGAAAAGAUCAUUCAGACGCCUGGACUGUGGGAAAGUGAGAACCAGAAUAAAGGAGUCAAACUGUCACACAGGGAAGAAGGUCAUGGAGGAGGAGCCUGUGGUGGUUAUUGUUCUGUCUUAUAAACUCUGGGAAAUUCUAUCUCUUGCAUAUUUGAUCAGAUAAUGACAUCUUUCUGUAUAUAAACUCUUUAACUGCUAUUUUAGGGACCUUGCAGUUUGCACAUAAUUGUUUUGUAUCAUGGCAGUAAAUAUUUGCAAGAAAUCCCAGUCAUCGGCUUUCCCAGGUAAAAUGUUAGGGUAAGCAUGCACAGUUUGCAGUCUGUAGUUUUUUAUGUAACAUAAAAUAAGUGUACCUUUAUAAGUACAUCUGAUUUUAUGAUUUACAUUUAUCAUGUAAUUUAAAAAAAAUCCAUCUAUUUAGCAUAUGUUGAUAUAAGGUCUACUUUUGGUCUCUUUUUGCUUAAAUACUCCUAUCAAUUAUUGAAUUACCUGAUGUGUAGAACUCCUAGGACCACAGGAGGUAUACAGGUAUCAUCAAACCUGGCAAAUUUCCUUUCAGAAAUAGCAAAAAGCAUGAUUCCAUAGCUUUCUAGGGUGUUUGAGUCUCUUUUAGUACUAAGCAAAAUCUUCAUUACAGAAUGUAGCCCAGGCCAAUUAUAAUUAAAUCUCUGUUUGUUCUGAUGAUGCUUCUAAAAUAGCAUUGAUAUGUUAAAGAAGGUUGGUAUUACUUUUUAGUUUACUUCAAUGUUUAUCUCAGUUGCUUAACUGGAGUUUUAAUCCUGUGAUAUAUGUACAUUGGAUUAAUGACCCUUUGUGCAGCAUUUCUAGUUAAGUGGUGUUUGGCAAAAUGGUAAUAAGGUUUUACCCCAUUUUGGUUUCACAAGGAUAUAAACAGUGUUUAUUGUAACUCCUGUAGUGCUUUUCACUUUUAAAACCAACAACUUUUUUCAUAAAUGUUGAUAGUGUUUGUCCAGGUACUUCAAUUGUAGCUUGUGUACUUGUGUAAUGUUUAUGAAUAUUUGUAUCUUAUGGCUUCCAUAAAUGGCUAGUUGAUAUUCAAAAACCUAUUUCUGUGUUUUGAGGGAUGGGGGAAAAACACUAAAUGACAAUUUGAGAAAGGCAUAUUGCUUCCAGAUUCUGAUGUGUGUGGGAAAAUAUGUACUGUUGCAAUUAAAAUCUUGAUAAUUUUCUGUUAACAAGUAACUAAUAGUUUAUCAAAACCAACUUGUACAGACUAAUAAAUCUUUUCCACAGUAUUCAGUUUUCUAACCUCUUGCUAUUGUACAUUAUAUAUUUUUUCACUCAUAUGUUAUUUAAUUGACAUUGAUCUCUGCUAUGUUAAGCCCCCAAAUAAGUAAUUUGUUCUUUAAGCCUGAUCACUGUAAUACUCCUUUGUAAGAUUCUAAUAUUAAUUUCUGGGCAUUUAUUCUCUAAAUACAGUUGCAAAAGAUUAACAUUUUUGUGGGUUAUCUUUACAAUAUGUGUGUUAAUGGAUUUAUUCAAGUUGGGUUCUUUCUGAAAUGUACAUCGUCACAUAUGAAAAUGUCACAUUUUACUUGGUUUACACUUUUUAGUCUACAUGUGAUUAAAGGUUUCAUACAUUC
Cynocephalus volans (Philippine flying lemur) is the source of this 2318-nucleotide messenger RNA. RefSeq names its product RAB18, member RAS oncogene family (gene RAB18). Gene Ontology annotation, biological process: vesicle-mediated transport. NCBI's taxonomy places the organism in Eukaryota, Metazoa, Chordata, Mammalia, Dermoptera, Cynocephalidae. The record is from RefSeq and is a predicted model, not a curated record. Bases 217 to 837 code for a protein of 206 amino acids. The transcript has 7 exons. Gene Ontology annotation, molecular function: GTPase activity; GTP binding.